AUCAUUUGCAUAUCAGACCGUACUCCAUUUUGGGAUAUCAUGACAAUAAAAUGAUUAAAUAGGAUCAGAUUCGCCUGUCGUAUGGAUUUUAACAAUAUCCACAAGGUGCUGAAAUACAUCAAUGGAGUCACGAGAUGAUGCUAAGGGCCAAGGGGGUAGUACUGAGGGGGUACCCCCUCACACAAAGCUCCCCUCCUUCAUGGACCUUUCCCAACCACUGGGAAAUCCCUCGUAUAUGCCUCAAAGACCAACACAUGAGGUAACAUCAACAGAAUUUGCCAAACUUACAAAUGAAUCUAUGAAAAGUCAUGUUGAUGAGAUCAUAGCUAAAGAAAUAAUGGGAGGUGGAGAUACAGCUCGGGAAAUAAUGGGAGGUGGAGAUACAGAAAAAAUGAGAGGUAGAGAUCCAGCCCAUGAAUUAAUAGGAGGUGCAGAAAUGAUGAUAAGUAGAAGAGAUACAGCACAAGGUACUGAUCAAAGAUCACAUGAUCAGGGAUCAAGUGGUCCUCGAUCCCAGGAUUCAAGAUCCCACAUUUCAGGGCUUCCCCUGGGACCCCCAAGACCAGCAGGUGGUGCUCAGGGGAUCGUAGCAGGAGGCACCGAUCCUGGGGGACACUGGUCACAAUGGUAUCAACAGCAGCAGAUGUUUAUGGCUGACGCCUUGGGGGAUCAAGAUGGCCAACAUGUAAAGCCAACACCCACAGGGCCAAGGAAAAAUAAGGGACCAUCAACUAUGUGUGUGAGUAAAGAGAAACCAUGUUCCAGUCCAACCAAUGAGUGCCAGGAAUGGUUGAAGCACCAGCAGUAUAAAAACAACCAGACCCAGCAAGAGACUGUUGCCCUACAGGUACAAACACAGCAGGCAGCUCAACGCCUGCUGCAGCAGCGUCAACAACAUCAGCAAAAUCAGCAACAGCAUUAUCAACAGCAGCAGCAACAGCAGCAAAAUUUUAGUGAUAUUAAAACUGACGAUAAACAGUCUCAGAUAAGACAACAGCAGGAUGGACAUUAUUAUGAUAUGGCAGCAUAUUUUGAAAACACACAGGGGGGCAGUGUACACAAGAAGUCUCCUGUUGCUAAGCAACGAGCCCCCCAGCCACCAAUGUCAAAAGAAGCGAGUGAUAAGUUAGAUGAUAUUAUUUUAAAAGUGUCUGGAAUGGGUGAGGAAGGAGUAGAGACUAGUGACUGUGAUAAGGGGUCUCUGGAAGGCCCCAUACAAGCACAGCAUAAAUAUGGGGCCAGCUAUAUUAAACCUCAGGAUUUGAGUGAUUCAAUGAAACCUGUUGCUAUAGAAACUAUAGAUACUUUAUCGCAGAGAUCAGUAUAUGGUCCAAAUUCUAGGUUAUCAAGCACAGAUUCCAGAUCCUCAGAAUUAGAUCCUGAAAAAUUUCUCUCACAUAGCUUUGACUCUGGAUCCUUCAAAUCCCAUGAUAGUCAAUUGCCACAUGAUGGUGACAUACGACUUCAUGAUUCCAAAACCAUGCCCUAUGAUACAGGAUUCCCUAAACCGAGUGAUUGGUCCUUUGAAAAUAGCCCAUCAACUAGGCCUUGUGAUAGCCAACCCCCUAGGCCAUUUGAUGGUGAAUUUCCAAGGCCGUAUGAUAGCAAGGACAAUAUGGGGAGUGAGACAAAAGGGAGUUUGGCCAAUAAUGAGACACCGAGAUCAGAAGGAGGGCCAAAUAAGAAAAAGGGUAACGCCAAUUCAGUUGCCGCUGCCAUGUCCAAUGCUGAUUCUGAACAAAUCGCAAAAUAUCGAGAGUAUGUACAAAGUAUAGUACAGGCCCAGAGCAUGAUGCUUCAGCCUCCUCCCCCUGAGGACCCAGAGAAAAAGAAGAAAAAAUCUCGGGGUGGUGGUAAAGGCAAACGUGCUGGGGGUAAAUUUCAGAUGGGACUAGGCACCCCUGACAUGCCUUUACCCCAGAUGAAUCAACCAGGGGGGCAGGAUGCAGGGGGCCCUAAGGAGGCCUCCCCAAGGGAGAACACGGGGGGAUUUAGUGGGGUGAAUCAGCUCCCAAGUAUUGACACUGUGCGUGCAAUGAUGCAUGAUGUUAUCAGUAAAAAAGGAGAUAAAGUGCCAUCUAUAUCAAAAGCUUCGUCUCAAUCGUCCAUGGACCCAUUUGCUUUUUCUGAUGAUAGUUCAUCAUCGUCAACAUUUUCUCAAAGUCAGAAUCAACAGAGCCAUCUAUUGGAUGGACUUCAGGCCAGGUUAGUUGAAAAAUCGGAUUCUUUCCAAACAAGUGGAACAUCUUCUAACCAGCCUCAACUUUCUCAGGGUUUAAAUGCAUUUCAAGGGAUAAGUGACCGAUCAGGGACGGGAGAUGUAAACUUUGAUCAAUCAUGGUCAUCUUAUGACAAUGCCAGUAAAGCAGCUAAUUGGAUUGAUAAAACAAGGACAUGUAGUACUAAUGAAAAAAAUUCUCGGACUUUAGCCAAUACAGCGCCUCCGCAAGGGGGCCAUCGGAAAGCUGCUACUGUGGCGGAACUUCUUGCAAAACAGCGUGGUGAUACACCCACAGGAUCACCAAAACAGGCCCCUCCCAAUGUGAACAUUUUUGAAAAUGCGGCCCCUGCUGGGCAGUCUUCUCACACUGAGGAUGAGGAACUAGCAGAUAGUAUACUUGAAUUAGCCAAAGAAGCUAGCAUAAAAAUACAAGAUAGACAACUUGAUUCCCCAUCUGUUUCAAAUCCUGCCUCUGAUCCAAAACCUAGUACAAGUGGAGCAACAGGGACAUCUGAAACUAGCUACUCUACACCUAAACGUGAACCCCUAGCAGAUAAAUCAGAUUCAUUUAACAUUAACGUUAGCCAAAAAAGCACUGUGUUACCAUCUUUAUCAGACUGGCACCCAGGAUUUGCCUCACCUAAGCUUCACCCCCAGGACUGUGAUAUUGAUUAUGACACAACAGAUCUCAAUGGUUUUCCCGGUGAGGAAGCUAUUGACCUUUCUAAUAAUAUUGAAAUUGAUAAAGAAAAAAAUGAAGUGAAGGUUCAGGCAGAAGCUUUAUUGGACAAAGAUAUUCUAGACAGGAUAAAGAGCAAUGGCACUGAAGAGGUCCCACCCUGUACUUGUCCACCAAUGAUGGGCUUGAUAGAUUCAAAAGUUGACGGGCCGUACUAUACUCACCUUGGGGCUGGGCCCAACAUUAAGGCAAUCAGGAAAACAAUGGAGGGGAGGUAUGGGGUGGCUGGAGCUGCUGUGAGGAUAGAGAAGGUGGUUUAUACAGGGAAGGAGGGGAAAAGCUCCCAGGGGUGCCCAGCAGCUAAAUGGAUCAUCAGACGUUCAGGUAUUGAAGAAAAGGUUCUCACUGUAGUUCGUCACCGUCCUGGUCACAUUUGCGAAUCCGCCAUCAUCAUUAUUGCUAUUGUAUUAUGGGAUGGCGUGCCCUCAGAGCAAGCAGACGGUCUUUACAAUAUACUGAACAACGUUUUGCCCAUAUAUGGCUUUGAAACGACUCGUAGAUGUGGUACUAAUGAGCCAAAAACGUGUGCAUGUCAAGGCUGGGAUUCAAGUCGGAGUGGAGCUUCAUUUUCAUUUGGCUGCUCUUGGAGUAUGUACUAUAACGGCUGUAAGUUUGGCCGGAGUCGAGAACCGAGAAAAUUCAAACUACGUGACGAGUCUCAGGAACUAAAGCUUGAAUAUCAUCUACAGAAUCUAGCGACGCAUUUAGCCCCCGUGUAUAAGAAGAUGGCUCCAGAUUCCUAUAAUAACCAGGUCAUGUUCGAGUCAAAGGCCACAGAUUGUCGCAUAGGAAACAAGGAAGGACGCCCAUUCUCUGGUGUAACUGCAGUCGUAGAUUUCUGUGCUCAUGCCCAUAAGGAUCUUCAUAACAUGAACAAUGGCAGCACUGUGGUAGUGACAUUAACCAAGCACAGGGGUCUCUCCAAACCAGAUGAAGAACAGCUACACGUCCUCCCUCUAUAUGUGCUCGACCAAACUGAUGAGAAUGGGAGCUAUGAAGGCCAGGAGGCGAAAGUGACAAAUGGCUCUGUUGAAGUCCUGUCUAGUUACCCAUUUAACGAACGAAUCAGAGGAAUCCCAUUGACUCCAAAGCGCAAAAAAGGACGGAAAGCUGGUGAUGGGAAAUCUCCUGGUCACACUCCGGGAAAACCUGGUCGUCCACGUUUGAAUCCAGAUGUCACCCCUGAGAAAAAAAGGGGGCGUAAGAAAAAGGAAAAUAUACCAUUUGAUAUCGAUCGGAAAGGAGAACUCGUUAAUGGGGACACGGAUGGUUCAGUGAACCCACUGGCCGCUUUCCAAGAAGAACUUGGCUUACAUCCUAUUGAAGAGGAAGGAAUGAAUGGAUAUCCCAUACACCCUUGGUUCAUAUACAACCCCCAGUACGCCAGGUUCUUCCCUCAGAUGUGGUACCAGUAUAUGAAGCAACAGCAGCAAGGGCAGACUGCGAUCCAAGGUCAACAGAAAAAUGAGAUUAAACAGGAAACAAGGCAAGCUCAAACGCCAUCCCAGCAGCCUCCAAGACCAAAUACACAAACUGAUUGGCCACAAGGGAACAAGCCAAAAGAUCAACAGAUCCCACCGCCAGGAGUGGAGAAAAAACCAACCAGUAAUCAACCGCCCCAGUAUUACAGGGAACAACAAAAUACUCAGCAAAAACAACAGCAACAGCCUCCUUAUGCAAACCAGCCUAGCAAAGAAUCGAAUCCAUUUGCUCAAUAUCUCAAGGGGAUCGCUGGCAACAAAGAUGGCAGGGAAGGUCAGCCAAAGCAGCUCUCUAAUAAAUCAGAUAUAAAACCUCAGCAGCCCCAAAGAGCAGAGGCUCCCCAAGGCUGGCCUCAAGGUUCCACCAAGCAGCCCAAAGAACCUCAACGUUAUAGGGAGCCACCUGAGGUGUAUAGAAAUCCUAAUCCAUAUCAGGAACAAGGCGAAUUUACAGAUCCAAGAAAUCCUGAGUUGCAACGAUCUCAUCUUCAAAACUAUCCCCCUGGCAUGCAGGGACCAGAUCGCCACCCUCCAGGUAUGCAGGGACCAGACUGCCACCCUCUGGGCAUGCAGGGGCCACAGGGACAAGAACGCCAUCCUCCCUCCAUGCAAGGACUAGAUCGCCACCCUGGUCCAAGCCCUCAUUGGCAGAAUGACUCCACACAUCCCCCUGUACCUGGCUCCCACAGGUCUAUAACCCCCACCCACAAGUCAGGUCCCCCUCCCCACAGGCCAUUGACUCCCCAGCAACAUAUGUGGCAGCAACAGCAACAAAGACCUUUAGCCUCACCCAGGGAUGCUCAUCUUCAGGGUCCAGGUUCAAAUCCUAACAGUCCCCACCCCCACCAUCUUCAAUCUCCUGCCUCUAAUCCAAACAGUCCACACCCACAUCAUUUACAGUCCCCUGGUGCUAACUCACCUCACCCACAUAUACCCCGACCCUCUCCUGUAGCCCAACAUAUGAAGUCACCUGACAUGUACCACCAUAAUGCUGCCCCUCCUGGGUACCCCAGCCACCCAGCAUUAGAUAACAGUCAACCACAGAACCAGGGGGUGUCUAAGUUGAUAUCCCAGCAGUUGAUGUCCCAGAUGGCUUACAACCACCACCGAAGUGAUAUACCACAGUUUGAUGGUGCAUUGGACAUUGACAGUCCUCCAUCCUCCCCUGACCACAGUGACGCAAGUAGCGAGGUUGGGUCACAGAUAGAUGAUCAGGUGUCUCAUGAUGCCCCAGCAUCCCCUGGGUGUCUUUCAGACUCUGGGGCUAGUGAUUCGGGGUCUUCAGUAGAUGGCAGCACCAUACCUCAACUUGAUGGGCCCCAGGAUGAACUGCGCCCAAUGCAUAAACAGCCAAGGGCCCCAGGGUGGGAACAAUUCCCAACAGUCUGUGGGGCACUAUCCCUCAAUGCAACAACAACAGCAAUAUCAUCAGUAUCAGCAGUCGCCUCAAUCCCAACAGUCAUCUCAUCAGCAUCAACCAUUGCCUCCACAGCAUCAAUCACUGCCUCCACAGCAUCAACAAUUGCCUCCACAGCAUCAACCUUUGUCCCAGCAGCAUCACCCAUCUCCUCAGCAACAGUGUCCUCCUCAAGUGUCUCGAUCGGCAGAUGGUGGCCAACAGUCAUUAGCACACUCCCAUCAACAAAGCUUUGAGCAGUUUGUGCAAUCAAAUAGAAACUCAGGAGCUGAAGUCAUGAAAUCUGCAGCUUAUCAACAGCCUCGAAACUCAUAUCAGCAGCCUCAUUCUGGGUCUACUCAUCAACCACCUAAUUCGGCAUCAGCACAUCAACAGCCUCAUUCUGGUUCAGCACAUCAGCAGC
Owenia fusiformis is the source of this 6261-nucleotide messenger RNA. The record is from the annotation of a GenBank genome assembly. Lineage: Eukaryota; Metazoa; Annelida; Polychaeta; Sabellida; Oweniidae.